ACUCUCUUCAUGUAUUUCCCUUGCACGAUCUGCAUUUUCCAAUUUCCUGAAUACUCCGGGAAAGCAUCCUCUUGAACGAGCACAUACGCUGUCAUCAAUAAGAGCUGAAAUAUUUUUCCUACGCAGGAUUAAUAUAUCCUUACAUAAACUAUACAUAUAUGAUGAACAUAUUUUAAAAAAAAUUGUAUGUGAAAAAUGAUAAAACAUAUUGUGUGUGUUUUUGUUCUUUUAACUUUUGUUUAUGGAAUAUCAGCUUCAAAUCUGACUUGCUAUCAGUGCAUCAAAAAUAAUGAAAAUGAAGAGUGUGGACCAGAAUAUUUGUUACCAUGUCCCUCCAGCUCAGAUAGAUGUGUCAUUCAUUUCACAAAAACCAAAAACAGUUUUGUUGUAAAAAGAGAAUGUGGACUAGCUCCCUGCGCAUUUGAUGACGAAAUGGCUGUAAGAGGACUGGGAAUGAACUGCGAUCGGUCCAGAAAAGAAUAUUUUUGUACUUCAUGCUGUAAAGAAAAUGGAUGCAACAGAAAUUCAGCCACUACUAUAAAAUUACACAAUGUUCUUAUAUUUUUUACGAUAGCAUUCAUUUGUAUCCUUAAUUUGUUCAGGGAUUUUAUUCCUCCAUUUGUCCAGUCCGAAAAUAUGAAUAAUUAUAAAAAAUAA
This is a messenger RNA of Sitophilus oryzae (rice weevil), 657 nucleotides long. RefSeq lists its product as uncharacterized. Lineage: Eukaryota; Metazoa; Arthropoda; Insecta; Coleoptera; Curculionidae. The record is from RefSeq and is a predicted model, not a curated record. The coding region runs from base 196 to 657 and encodes 153 amino acids. The transcript has 3 exons.